AUGUCGUUGGAUUUACUCGGCCCGUUGACGACAACAUGGACGGCACCCGCGACGUGCUCGCUGCUGUUUGCCUAUCCCGACAGGGUGGGCCACAUGAUUGCGUAUCGCGGCGAGCGCUGUGAUGCCACUGCCGGGGCCCGGGACGGUGCCAACUGCUGGCCGCCGCGCAGAGAAGGUAUCCCGGACAAGUCGUCUGCCAUGCUCGGGUGGGGGUUUUACUCGCCCGGCUUGGUCUGCCCUGACGGGUACACGACGGCCUGCACGGCGAUUUUCGGCCAGCGUGCAGACUGGGUGACGCAGUUUCCUCUUGUCGCGGGAGAGACUGCUGUGGGCUGCUGUCCGACUGGCUAUGAAUGCACCAACUGGAAUCAAUUCGGAAAUACCUGCUACGCCACCCCAAAGGAAAUGACUAUUACAACAGCAGUCUGCGGAGCGGACGGCAUUUCUUCUCAGGGAAAGUAUGUGUUUCCCGCCACCGUAUCUGUUAGAAUUUCCGAUGGUUCGUCAUCCACGAUAUCGACGUUGUGGGCGCCCAUGUUCCAGCUCAACUUUAGACAAUCCGACUUGUCAUCACACGAGGCCACCUCGUCGGCACCUCGGACCAGCAAGACGCCAUCGCCGACGAGUACCUCGUCACAAGCAUCGGGACAGGCGGGUGCCACCCCCUCCUCGUCCCUCUCAAAGGGAGCGAUUGCCGGCAUCGCCGUGGGCUCGGUGGUGGCGGGACUCGUGGUCGGCUCCGCGAGCAUCAUUGUCAUCUUUCGUCACCGUCGUCGUCAAAAGGCCAAGCAGGCGGCAGCGGCGCAGAACUUGUUGCAUGAGCAAGCGAAGCCGGAAAUGGACGGGCAGGGCCAGAACAGAGCAUGCUUGUUUGGUGGUGUGCUAUUUCGGCGUGCUGCUGUGGCGACUGGUGCGGCAAACUGGUUGUGCAAAGAGGCUACCGUUGUUGCGAGAACACUUUCGUCAGCCAGUUGA
Messenger RNA from Beauveria bassiana ARSEF 2860, 975 nucleotides. Its product is annotated as p63 related protein. The record is from RefSeq and is a predicted model, not a curated record. Lineage: Eukaryota; Fungi; Ascomycota; Sordariomycetes; Hypocreales; Cordycipitaceae. The coding region runs from base 1 to 975 and encodes 324 amino acids. The transcript is spliced from 3 exons.